This is a messenger RNA of Rotaria socialis, 3234 nucleotides long. The record is from the annotation of a GenBank genome assembly. Lineage: Eukaryota; Metazoa; Rotifera; Eurotatoria; Philodinida; Philodinidae.
AUGGCAUUCAAAGGAACAUGGCAUCGUGGAGAUGGUAGUGGUGGUGGGGGUGCUUCGGGUGAUCGUCGCUAUAAUUCAUCAACCGAUUCAUUCUCAUCAUUUGUUUUAAAUCCACAAGGAGUGCCUGGAAAUCAAAUGGGUUUAGCACCAAUGAAUUAUCAAACAAAUCCUAGCGCAAUGUAUUCGGUAAUGAAUACAGGUUCAUCAAUAAUGGGAUCAACUAACUAUUCAUCCGCAACAAAAAGUUUACCAUACACUGGUACUGUAUCAAAUCUAUAUCGAGAUUUUGGUGUUAUUGAUAAUGAAAUUUCGUUCAAAUUAAAUACGGUAACGGGUCCAUUACUACGUAUUGGUGAUCGUGUAGUUUGUCAAAUGAAACCAGCUGAAGGUUUUGGUACUCAAACACCAUAUAAAUACUAUGGAUUUGAUGUACGAUCAGUUCAAGCACCCAACGAUACACGACGUCCUGCACGACCAACUGGAGGACCACAACAAAUACCACGUAAUAACGACUCAUAUAUGAAUCGUAAUCAAAAUCGAAAUCAACCCCCAACUGUCAAACGAUCAAUACCAACAAAUAACAAUAAUAAUAAUGAUCAUCAUCCCUACAAUAAUAAUGCAAAUACAAAUAAUAAUAAUAAUAAUAAUAAUAAUCGUGAUCGACAUGGACCAAUUAAUAGUAGUUCAAUAAAUGAUCGACGUCGUCCAAGUCCAGCCAGACGUAGUCAUUCACGUACAACCAAAAUGGUAACACCAAAACGUACUUCACGUGCACCACCACCAAAAUAUACUUGUACAUUACCUAAAGCAUCACUUGAUAGUGCGGAAUUGAAUGUUACUCAAAUACGUUCACGUUAUACACGUUUACACAUUCCAUCGGAUUUCUAUCAUGCAUCUUAUGCAUGGCAUCAAUCGAUACCACUUGAUCAUCCAUUAAAAUUUAUAACUCCGUGUUCAUUUCACAUAUUUAAUAAAAAUGUUCCACGUUUAUUUGAUGACAAUGUAUCAAUUAUCGAUCCACCUGAUGCAGAUUAUACAUGGAACGUUCGAAUAAUGCUAAUGUCAACACCAGACAUUCAAACAUUAAUAUCUCGUUCGUGUUUAAUUAAUAAUGAAAAUGGAAAAAGUGCAACGAUCAAUCCAGAUGAUUUAGAGCAUCCAACAAAAUUAAUAAAAUUUCUUGUUGGUGUUCGCCAUCAAAAUGAAUAUUUUCCCAUAGGUGGUCCAUGGUCAAAAUCGCUUGAUGGAGCAAAUCCUGAAAGUGAUCCUCAAGUCCUAAGACGUACAGCUAUUCGUUGUGUUCAAGCACAAACCGGCAUGGAUUUAAGCAAAUGCAUUCAAUGGUGCCGUUACCUGGAGGUGCGCUAUCAUCGUCCGGAAGAAAUACACAAGGGCCGUCUGAUUGAGAGUCGUGUCGAAAAUAUCAUCGUUUUCCUGCCGGAUAUUGCUGCUGCCUGCAUGCCAUCAAGCCUCGAAUGGGAAGAAACAAUAUCAAAGUACAAACAAGCAUGUGAUGAAGAAAUUGCUGAAGAACUCAAUGAAGACAAUAUAUCCGAUCAUGAAAUUGAAACACGCAGUGCAUCACAUCAUUCAACUAUUGAUAUUGAAAAGUUUCGUGUUAUUGAUCUUAAAGCUGAAUUGAAAGCACGUGGACAACAUGUUACUGGUUUAAAAAGUGACUUGAAGAAACGUUUAACAAAAAUUAUUCAACAAGAAAAAACUGAUGAAGAAAAGCCGGAAGCCUCCGCUAAUAAUACUGAUGAACAGCAGCCAUCAACAGCUGUGAUUGAAACAAAAACUGAAAUCAAAGAACAUUCACAAACUGAUAUUGAUAAAUUACGUAAAGAAAUUCAAGCAAAAUAUCAACUUCCAUUAUAUCGUUCAAUACUCGUUCAUCCGACGAUUGCCAAAGGAGACAAAUUUGAUUGUCGUAUAGUAUCUCUUCAUUACUUACUCAAUUAUGCAAAUAAAGAUACGAUUAAAGAAAAAUGUUUUGAAUUGUAUCUGUUCUCUGAAGCUUUUAAUGAGAUGCUUAUGCGUGACUAUUCGUAUCAUAUUUAUCGAUCAUUAUACAGUUGUUUAGAAGUAAAAGAUACAACUGUUGAACCGGAAACUGCUGAUCUUGAACAGAAAAAUGAUCAACAAGAACAAAAUGAAGCGAAAACUGAAGAACCAAUCGAAUCUAUGAUCACAAGUAAUGAUGGUGAUGUUGUUGUUCUUCCUGGCCUUGAUUUGAAUACAGAAGAAAAUGAUAAAAAACGAAAACGAACAACAAGCGAAGAGGAUUUAUUACAACGAAAAAAAUCAACACAAGAAGAAAGCAGUGAAAAAAGUCCUGCUGAUGAUGAUCAGAAAUCAGCAUUAACUAUUGCACACACUCGUCAACGUACAAUUCAACCAGAAUUAUUACUUGCAUUUACAUUUUUUGAUCGUAAUCGUUGCGGUUAUCUAACGGAAAAGGAUCUGGAAGAACUUCUUUUAUCAUCAGGUUUAUCAUUAACAAAAAAUGAAACUAAAAUAUUAGUUAGCCGUAUAGCUCAUAAUGAAAAAGUUCAAUAUCAUCAAUUAACCGACAAAGCAUUACCCAUUGAUGAUCAUGAAAACGGCAAUUUUAUUGAAACAAAUGAAACGGAUAUUGAUCCACUUGCACCAAAAGGUAAUUUACUGCUAUUACCGCAACAUGUAUCUGUGUUUGGCCUGCAUUCAUCAACAACAACUAAUGGAAGUCAACCAGUAGUGUCAAUCGAUAAUCAACGAGCAAUGAAACAAUUGGAAUUGUCGACUAAAAUUCAAACAGGAUUGGAAUUGAAAAUUGAUACAUUGAAAAAAGAAAUUCAUAAAUUAACUGAUGAAUUGCACGCAGCACAAAAAAGUAGUCGUUCUUACAGUGAUCAACUAACUGAUACGAAGAAACGAUUACGUGAAAGUCAACAUGACCUUAAAGAACUCGAAGAGAAAUAUAAACGCUAUUCCGAUGCACUUUAUCGUGUUCGAAGUGAAUCUCGUGCGACACUCGAUCACUUGACACAUGUGCUCGGCAUUAAAGAAAAACAGCCAUCACAAGCACGAAAAUCAGAAGAUGAAACAAAGAAAAAUUCCGCAGUAAAAACAGAAGUAAAAUCAUCGAAUGAACCAGACAAGAUUAAACAAACAGAAACAAAACCUGUUGAACAAGAACAAUCAAAUAAUGUCGAAGAAACUCUUCCAUCGGAAACCAAUGAAACUGAACAAUGA